Molecule: messenger RNA, 1257 nt
Organism: Scheffersomyces coipomensis
Lineage: Eukaryota; Fungi; Ascomycota; Pichiomycetes; Serinales; Debaryomycetaceae
Product: H(+)-transporting V0 sector ATPase subunit d
Exons: 1
Coding region: 136-1191 (351 amino acids)
Biological process (GO): proton transmembrane transport; vacuolar acidification; vacuolar transport
Cellular component (GO): vacuolar proton-transporting V-type ATPase complex; fungal-type vacuole membrane; proton-transporting V-type ATPase, V0 domain
Molecular function (GO): proton-transporting ATPase activity, rotational mechanism
Source: RefSeq, a predicted model, not a curated record
CCACCAGCGACAAUCAAUCUAAUGAGCAUUGGCAACAGGAUUGUAAUUUUAAAAUUAUCAUCAACCAAUUUAGAGUUUCAGGGUCCAUAGUUCUGGAACAAUUACUACUAUCAGAUUGAAUUGAGUGUUGUCAUAAUGGAAGGAUUGUUUUUCAAUGUCAAUUACGGUUACGUAGAAGGGGUUGUCAGAGGUUACAAGAGUGGAUUAUUAAGUUCUAAUCAAUAUGUUAAUCUUACUCAAUGUGAUAAUUUAGAAGAUUUAAAAUUACAAUUAUCAUCAACUGAUUAUGGUAACUUCUUAUCAACUUAUUCUGGUGUGUUGAGUACUAGUGUCAUUCAAGAAAACUUAUCCAAGAAGUUGUAUCAACAAUUUCAAUAUUUAAAAGCCAAUUCAAGUGGGAAAUUAACUAAAUUCUUAGAUUAUAUUAGUUAUGGUUAUAUGAUUGAUAAUGUAUCAUUGAUGAUUACUGGUACUUUACAUGAAAGAGAUAGAUCUGAAAUCUUAUCCAAAUGUCAUCCUUUAGGUUGGUUUGAUACUUUACCAACUCUUUCAAUUGCUACUGAUAUUGAAAGUUUAUAUAAUACAGUAUUAAUUGAUACUCCAUUAGCACCAUUUUUUAAGAAUUGUUUAACAGCUGAAGAUUUAGAUGAUUUAAAUAUUGAAAUUAUUCGAAAUCGUUUAUAUAAGAAUUAUUUGGAAUCAUUUGUGGAAUUCAUUACUACUGAAUUCACUAAUCCUGAUCAAGAAAUUAUGUUAAGAUUAUUAAAUUUUGAAGCUGAUAAAAGAGUUAUUAAUAUUUCUUUAAAUUCUUUAAAUAAUCCUGAUUUAACCGUUGAAAAUAAACUUUCAUUAUUACCAAAUUAUGGAAAAUUAUAUCCAACUUAUCAUGGAGAAUUAUCUCAAGUUGAUGAUUUUGAACAAUUAAAAUUAAUUGUUGAAAAUGUUCCAGAAUAUAAAGAUAUAUUUACUGAAGGUGAUAGUGCGAAUGGAGGGGCUAAGAAUUUAGAAGAUUGGUUUUAUUUAUUAGAAAUGCAAUUUUGUAAAAAUGCUUUCACUCAACAAUUCACAUUAUCAACUGUUUGGGCAUGGUUAAGAUCUAAAGAACAAGAAAUUAGAAAUGUAACUUGGAUUGCUGAAUGUAUUGCUCAAAAUCAAAAGAAUAGAAUUGAUAAUUAUAUAUCAGUCUACUAAAAAAGUAUACAAUCUUUAUUUCUUCAUUCCUAUUACCAACGUUAGUUUUACGUCUUUAUUUAGUUA